AGAUUUUCGGGUUGAGGUUUUUUGUAUUUACGUCUGAUUAGUCCGCUUUGACCCGCUUCGGCCUCUUGCAGUUUUUGUAUGAUCAAAUCUGAUUAUCGCUGAAGAGUGAUUUAUUCCCGUAAAUAAAGUUUUUCUAGUUGUUGCUGCAGAUGUUGAUUUGCAGUCUUUUCUUCAUCGGGUGUGGCCUGCGUCCAGCGACACUCAGCGUACAGACUGAAUGUUAAAGCGGUUAUAAGCCAUUAAAUCUAGUGUUCCGACUUUGCAAGAAUAUUGUGUCGCGAUUUUUUGACAUUUUGUUGCGCUCUUCGGAUCCACUCAGUCAGCUAUUUUGAUCAUUUUUUGCUCGUAGAUGAGACUUUUCGUGUACUGUAAUAAAAUAACAUUCGGUCUUGGUGCUCUUAUUCCAUAGAGUGACUUCCAGAUCUUUCUGAAGUUGACAAUUAGCGAUGCCAUGCGCCUCGAUCAACCAAACAGUCGUUCUUAAUCAUUUUAAUGAUCGCUACAGAGGGCAUCGGUUACCAUGGUUCCUGAAAAGAGCUUCUUUCGUCUCCGCAGUGUGAGACCGAGGACUUUACAGUGAGCCCGCCGGGAGUCCACUGUACAUUGAGGUGCUGCCGCCGGAAGGAGCUGCUGCAAAGUAGAGUGGAAAGAGUGGCAGCUUCCCGGCGUCCGCAAAAGUAGGACUUCCUUCGUCCUCGGCAGGUAAAAAAGCCUCACACUUGGGAGCAGCUGCGUAACCUUCAAAGGGUGGCACGAAGAAAAUCGUGAAACUGCCUGUGAUCAAGUCCAUGCGUCCGAAAUAUUGCUCAAGGUGCGACGUAAAGCAUAGGUGAGACGCCGUGUGUCCACGUGUGCGUCCGAAGUGUCUCGAUUGUGGCAGAAAACACCGGGAGGGAACUAAGUGCCCAGCAAAGUGGAGACAUUGCAAAGACUGUUACACGUAUCAUCGCAAAGACACUGGCUGUCCCCUGAAAAAGGUACUUGCCUGUCUAAGUAGGAGUUUUUGCUUACUUAUCUCAUUAUGGUUCGAUUGUCGCCUGUGAGCCGACGCGGGAAACCUUGCGGGUAAAAGUGAGUAGUUUGGUUGUAACAAAGAAGCUUUGUUUUAUCUCACGAUUCUUUGCCACAAGUUUAGUUUGAUUUUUAUGAGUUUCAGGUGGAAGUUCGGUCACGUCUCCAUAAUUAUUCUUUUCACGACUCAUUCUGUUCGUUUUUCCAACACUGGCAAGAUUCUGUGGCGACUGCGGCGUGCAUCAUCGCAAAGGGGAAAGGU
Amoebophrya sp. A25 is the source of this 1273-nucleotide messenger RNA. Lineage: Eukaryota; Dinophyceae; Syndiniales; Amoebophryaceae. The record is from the annotation of a GenBank genome assembly.